This is a messenger RNA of Babesia bovis T2Bo, 1641 nucleotides long. RefSeq names its product B-box zinc finger family protein. Gene Ontology annotation, molecular function: zinc ion binding. The transcript is spliced from 6 exons. The coding region runs from base 61 to 1581 and encodes 506 amino acids. The record is from RefSeq and is a predicted model, not a curated record. NCBI's taxonomy places the organism in Eukaryota, Apicomplexa, Aconoidasida, Piroplasmida, Babesiidae.
UGAUACAUGACAUAAUUCUCUUUUAAUCCACACACAUUAUAUAAGACUUAAUUUUACCGAAUGCGGAACCCAGUAGCUCGUGACGGGGACGAAUGGAACGUCCUGGAAUUCGCUUUGCAGCUACGAUGUAGGACAUCAAGGGUCAACCUCUUACAGGCAUGGAAUAUUACUAAACCAGAUGCAAUAUCUGUAUUUAGCAGAUGGGCGCAGACGGCGCCCAUAGUUGAAGCAUUCAUUAACGCUGAGACUCUCGAUAGGAACAAUUCAGUCCAGGAUGUUUGCACCCGUGGUAUGGACAUUGGUUCCAAUGGUUUCAAGGUCAGCAUCGGCAAUAUAAAAUGCUCCACCUUACCGUUGACACGAUCAACAUUGAGGGAUGCGCAGCAAGCAGAGACCCAGAGUGGUGCUUUGGACAACCAGGGUAAAAUUCUUCCACCGAAAAAUGCAACUACUACAAAUAUGAUGUAUGGAGAUAAACGUAUAUAUGAGUACUUCGUUUGCGAUGUUGCACUGGGAAAAUCUAUAUCAGUGGCGGACGAGGUGGAGGCGCAGCGAGUGAGGCUGUCUAUGCCAGUGGAGUAUGACAGUGUUUAUAUAGAGAGUAGCGAGAACAACAAUUUCCUUGAUGUCACACUGGUCCCUCGUGGUAGUGAUGACACUCUAUCGGUGGAACACCUACAAGACGAUGUAUUUCCGCAGGGUGUACUCCCUCAGUAUGCAUUCCGCAAGGACUACAUUGUUUACGGUGCAUCGCAGAUAUUACCUAAGUACCUUAUACAAUUCGAAUGUGAUCCAUCUGCUGAGGAGACGUUUGCUCUUCCACUUUGCGAUAGUUGCCAGAAUGAUGCUGCAACUCUAUACUGCGCUUCUGACACUGCGAAGAUAUGUAAAAAGUGCGAUGAGAAGCUACACUCACACAAGGUAGUUUCCAGACACAUUAGGGUACCUCUUAAUAAGAUGCCACGGCCAGUUGCCAAAUGCAGGCUUCACCCAUCCAAGGUUUACACCAUGUACUGUACUGUAUGCCAUCUACCAGUAUGCCAAUUGUGCACAUCGGGGCAUAUCCACGGCCAGGGAUCGCAGGGCAGUGGAUCUACCAGGUUUAUACCCAUCGCAAAUGCAUAUGACUCGGCUAUAUACGAGAUGCAACAGCAUUCUAGUGAAACUGUAACCCGUCGCAAAGAGUAUCUCAACAAGCUGUUAGAGCAGUUAAAAUCAAUAGAAAAAACAGUAGAAGACAACUGUGAGCGUGUGGAGGUCAGCUGCUAUGAGAAUCUGGAGGCUUCGUUAAAUGAUCUGCAUACAUCAAUACAGAGUUCAGUAGAGAUCAUAGUGGCAGAACAGACUGAAAACCAACGUCAUCUCAACCAGCUAAAGUGGGCUGAGCAUUUUGCCGCUUACUUGAAAAACACGUUGCUCCCAGCAGAUUAUCUUAGAGCAUGGUUGCGUCAUUGCAGAUUCCGUGCUGAAGUUAGUAGUACUGCUUGUAAGGAGCCCUUGCAAGAGGUCUUCCCAAAUAUUGAUUUGAAAGGGGAGCUUUCAAUCAUGCAUGAGCAGUCUGUGGACCAUGCUUAUCAUUAGUAAUCGGAAUGGACCUAUCCGGCAUGAAUUCUUUAAUGUAAACUAAUGUCUCAUUUGUAU